UGUACCGCCAGUUCACCACCACCGUGCAGGUCGUCAUCUUCAUAGGCUCGCUGCUCGGAGCAGGACUCCAUUUGGAGAAGAGACGUCCCUGACCUGAGACCUCUCAUGUGUGAUUUGGGUCAAGACUGGACAUUCUGAGAAGGAGCAGAUCUUGCAGCGGCUCCUGCCCUCCCUGCUAGGGAGACAGGGCUUUAGUGAAGUUGCUGAAUCCAGACGACAGUGAGGAGGAGGGAGACAAGUCGUGUGUCCUACAGGCCCCAGGAGAGAGCUCUGAGUUUGCCACAACCGCCCAAACGCCAUGGUCCCAGGAAACUUCAUGGUGUUAUGGUCAACUUGCCGCACAACCGUGUUCAAAUCUGUCACCAACAGGUUCAUUAAAAACCUGGCCUGCUCGGGGAUUUGUGCCAGCCUGGUCUGCGUGCCCUUCGACAUCAUCCUCAGCACCGGUCCUCACUGUUGCUGGUGGAUCUACACCAUGCUCUUCUGCAAGGUCGUCAAGUUUUUGCACAAAGUCUUCUGCUCUGUGACUAUCCUCAGUUUCCCUGCCAUUGCCUUGGACAGGUACUACUCAGUCCUCUAUCCGCUGGAGAGAAAAAUAUCUGAUGCCAAGUCCCGUGAACUGGUGAUGUACAUCUGGGCCCAUGCAGUGGUGGCCAGCGUCCCUGUAUUUGCAGUGACCAAUGUGGCUGACAUCUAUGCCAUGUCCACCUGCACUGAAGUCUGGAGCAACUCCUUGGGCCACCUGGUGUAUGUUCUGAUCUAUAACAUCACCACGGUCAUUGUGCCUGUGGCUGUGGUGUUCCUCUUCUUGAUACUGAUCCGACGGGCCCUGAGUGCCAGCCAGAAGAAGAAGGUCAUCAUAGCAGCGCUCCGGACCCCACAGAACACCAUCUCUAUCCCCUAUGCCUCCCAGCGGGAGGCCGAGCUGCACGCCACCCUGCUCUCCAUGGUGACGGUCUUCAUCUUAUGUAGCGUGCCCUACGCCACCCUGGUCGUCUACCAGACUGUGCUCAAUGUCCCCGACACUUCCAUCUUCUUGCUGCUCACUGCCAUUUGGCUGCCCAAAGUCUCUCUGCUGGCAAACCCUCUUCUCUUUCUUACUGUGAACAAAUCUGUCCGCAAGUGCUUGGUAGGGACCUUGGUACAACUGCACCACCGGUACAGUCGCCGAAAUGUGGUGAGUACACGGAGUGGCAUGGCUGACUCCAGCCUGGAGCCCAGCAUGCGCUCAGGCAGCCAGCUCCUGGAGAUGUUCCACAUUGGGCAGCAGCAGAUCUUUAAGCCCACAGAGGAUGAGGAAGAGAGUGAAGCCAAGUACAUUGGCUCAGCUGACCUCCAGGCCAAGGAGAUACUUACUACCUGCCUGGAGGGGGAGCAGGGGCCACAGUUUGCACCCCCUGCCCCACCCCCGGGCACAGUGGACGCUACAUCCCAGGUGGCAUCAGCAGCCCCUGUGGAACCUGAGACAUUCCCUGGCAAGUAUUCCCUGCAAUUUGGCUUUGGGCCUUUUGAGUUGCCUCCUCAGUGGCUCUCAGAGACCCGAAACAGUAAGAAGCGGCUGCUUCCCCCCUUGGGUAACACCCCAGAGGAGCUGAUUCAGACAAAGAUGCCCAAGGUAGGUAGGGUGGAGCGAAAGAUGAGCAGAAACAAUAAAGUGAGCAUUUUUCCAAAGGUGGAUUCCUAGCAAGGGUUAUAAAUCCCUGGAAGCAACAGGGAGCUUCCACCUUCUUGCCCUCCCUUCUCUCUGGCCCUACGAUUUGUGUGAUCUCAUUGCAACCCAGUCUGGAUUGACUCCUCCUGUAUGGGCCAAAUGCUUUUGAAUAAGAGGGAAAUCUAUGUAAAAUCAAAUGUCCUCUUUAUUGAGGGAGUAUCUAUAUUUAUCUCAGUGCUCCAUGUCCUUAGUAAAGUCUACAUUCCUCUCUGUGGAGACAAAAGCUGGGCAGUGUGGAACGAGUCUUGGGGUGGGUCCUCCAUGUGCAUUUUCUGAGGACUCCUCAGUCCUCUGGGCCCAGCAGAGAAUAUAGGGAGAGAAGAACAUCCAUGAGCUCAAAGGGAGCAGUACCACUCUAAAGGGAGCCCAGGAUAAUUAUGGAGCAGCUUGGCCGCAAAGAAAAUGCCUAUGUGAUUGACUUAAAUAUGAUAAAUGCUAAAAAUUUUUAAUAUUGACCUGUCCCUUCAGGGAAGAUAGGGACUUGGCGUUGACGUCUUUUCUCUGGAAGGCCCGAUCAUAUGACUUACAGUUUCUCCCGAUGCCCUUCUUCGUUUGCUUUUGCUAGGAUACAGGUGAGGGAUGAAUGCCUUUUCCACCCCUAUUUGACAGACAUGGCAGUGGAUGUGCCCGGGGGUAAGGGACAUAGUCUGUCCUUGAUUAUCUGACAUUCUCCAGACACCACCAAGGCCUCAGAAAGAUACGUCUGCAGUGUUGGUUGGAAAACACUGUGGAAUCUUUACUAUAUCUUUCCCCCUUAAGUUGUGUUUUUCAAACAAAUGAGAGAGAAGCUUAGAGGUGGAAAAGGCUGAGAAAUGCCCACACACUGUAGUCUUUUCCCACAUGGUCUAACAUGAAAGGUGCUACGUAGCAAUCGGUAGGAGUAAGUUGAAAAAAAUUAUCUUGUGCAAACUUUUGGAAUUAAAAGGUAAUUAAAAAAUGCAAAGUUAGUGUACACGGAGUCCUCUGGAAACAUCCAGCUAAAAAUACUUGAUUAGGAAAGGUGAUUCUGCCCAAAAGAGUGGGACAAGUCUGACAAAGAUGGCUCCCUUUUGGGGACUCCAGAACCCAGGUGUGGCCAGUCUUGUUUUCAGUCUGUUUGUACAACUGUGGUUCUCCCUUCAUUUUGGACAUAAAGGAGGAACAGAGCAGGGAAAAACAAUUAAUGUAAAAUACCAAGGAACCCCUAGCCCAGGUGAGCUCUCCACUCCUCCUUCCCAGUGAAGUUGCAGCAGGAGCCAGAAGAGGGAGGACCAUGUCCUCAGCUGAUUGGUCCCUGGGGACCGUCACGAGCAAUUUGAGUCCACUUUAGGUGGAUUUCACCAGGCUGAAUUCAAACUCCAGAUGACACUUCACUCUUACUGAGGGCAAAUCAGUGCCAGCUCUGCUCUUCUCUCUGGGGCGUUUGUUCUUGUUAAUACACAUAGGGGAGCCAGUCCAGUGCCUUGAGCAAGCUUGAAGGGAAGGGGGCCUUCUCACCGGCACAUGCCCACAUCCUGACGGCAGUGGUCCUCAACGUAUCUUCUCCUGUUACACACUGGCCCUUGUCCCUCGGAGGAAGCUCGGACUAUGUGUAGGGAGUCUCCUUUUCCUUUCCUCUGCUGGGUAUGGUGUCUUGUGAUUCCAGAAUAUGAAUCCAAAGACCCUUCCCCUGCAGAGGGAGCGCCUUCCUCUUUGUGUUUUGUCUCCUUGAAGGGGUGUGUGCUCACAGCAGAAACUGGGACUUCCCCCUUCUCCCGGUGCCCUGCCUCCAGGCCCUUUGUGCAUGCAAUCUGUAGCUCCUUGCCCUGAGAGUUAACAUGUGCCCCUUCACUCUUAUCUUUCAAAAGCUUUACAAUUGUUACAGCUUUCAUCAAGAGGAAACAUAAGCUGUCAGAAAAUUGUGUCCACUUUAGAAGAAUCUGUCAAAUGUAGCCACUUUGGUGUCUUUCUGAUAAUAUAUAUGUACAACUUAAAUUCUGGGCAGAAUUUGGUAGGUAUUUCUUAUGUAUGUUUGAAGCAGAUGGUUGCCUUCUAACAGGUCAUUGCCAGGUGUAUUUCUAUACUCUUUGAAGAAUUACAUUUUAAUAAAAAAUUGAAAAGCAGUUUCUGAACU
This is a messenger RNA of Diceros bicornis minor, 3803 nucleotides long. RefSeq names its product G protein-coupled receptor 176 (gene GPR176). The coding region runs from base 299 to 1684 and encodes 461 amino acids. Gene Ontology annotation, molecular function: G protein-coupled receptor activity. The transcript is spliced from 4 exons. Gene Ontology annotation, biological process: G protein-coupled receptor signaling pathway. The record is from RefSeq and is a predicted model, not a curated record. Lineage: Eukaryota; Metazoa; Chordata; Mammalia; Perissodactyla; Rhinocerotidae. Gene Ontology annotation, cellular component: plasma membrane.